Struthio camelus australis is the source of this 1286-nucleotide messenger RNA. Lineage: Eukaryota; Metazoa; Chordata; Aves; Struthioniformes; Struthionidae. The record is from RefSeq and is a predicted model, not a curated record.
AUGGCGUUAUUGACAGAUACCAGCCUGCAGUGUGAAGCUUCAGGACUUCACAGGACAGCUGUGGGAUUCACAGCGGACGUACACAAGUCCGUGCGCUCCCUAUAUCAGCUAAGGCCGCUAAAGAGCAUUGUAAAAAGUCCGGUUGAGACCAUAAGCACAAACCAUUUUCAAUCUUUGUGGUAUUUGAUCGAGACUGCUCAGUCAGAGGAAUGGGGGUUUGUCUACGAUAGCCGGAAUAAUUUACAGAUGCGGGGUUUGGUCGUAUUGCUUAUUUCCAAAGCUGCAGGACCCAGCACAGCAGAGCUCUCUUUCCAGCACAACAUGGUCAGUGGAAUUUAUUCCAGUCAAAGAAGUCUGGCAGAGAUUACAGAAUUGAUCCACACGGCCUUUCUGGUGCAUCGUGGCAUAGUAAAUAUUGGUGAGCUGAAGUCCUGUGAUGGCCCGCUGAAGGAUAUGCAGUUUGGAAACAAAAUGGCUGUUCUGAGUGGAGAUUUUCUUCUGGCAAAUGCUUGCACAAGUCUUGCGCAGCUGAAGAAUACCAAGGUUGUGGAACUCAUAUCGAGUGCUAUUGGUGACUUGGUGCAAGGUAUAUACUAUGAAAACUCAAAAUUGUCUGAGGAGAACUGUCUUACAGAUGAUAUUGGAAUAGCAACUUGGAAAGAACAGGUUUUCCUCUCCCACAGUGCCCUGCUGGCAAAGAGCUGCCAGGCUGCAAUGGAAUUAGCAAAGCAUAACGCAGAGAUUCAGGACAUGGCAUUUCAGUACGGAAAGCACAUGUCUAUGAGUCACAAGCUACAUUCAGACCUUCAGCCAUUUGUUAAAGAAAAUCCUAGUGACAGUGUGGUCUUCAGUUUAAAUUCUGCUCCUGCAGUCCUGCAUCAGGAAUUCCUUGGAAGAGAGGCGUGGAUUAAACAGAUUAGAGAGGCACAAGGAAAAGGAAGCAUAAUGGACUACAAGAAGUUGCAAGACGCAAUCAAGGCUGGCAAAGGUGUGACUUCUGCCAUUGACCUCUGCCGUUACCAUGGAAACCGAGCGCUGGCGGCCCUGGAGAGCUUCCCUCCCUCGGAGGCCAGAUCUGCUCUCGCAAACAUUGUGUAUGCCGUGACCAGAUUUCCCUGACGCGCGGUUCGCCGAGGAGCCGUUGUUCACUUGCGGGGAUAACCGGCCGCGUGUCGGCCGGGCAAGACACCCCGAUUCACUAAAGCGCGUAAAAUUCGGUCCCCUGGCUCCCCCUCGCCCCCGCCGCCCCGGGGACGCGCACCUUGUGGAAGCGCCGCAGUCAAAAA